Messenger RNA from Ramularia collo-cygni, 675 nucleotides. RefSeq lists its product as uncharacterized. The transcript has a single exon. The coding region runs from base 1 to 675 and encodes 224 amino acids. Lineage: Eukaryota; Fungi; Ascomycota; Dothideomycetes; Mycosphaerellales; Mycosphaerellaceae. Gene Ontology annotation, cellular component: post-mRNA release spliceosomal complex; U2-type spliceosomal complex. The record is from RefSeq and is a predicted model, not a curated record.
AUGGCCUCGACACAAGCCCUCGGUGCAGCCGCUCUGGAUCGAAAAGCGCGUCUGGCUCAACUGAAAUCUCUCAAGCGCAAACAACCCGACACGCAGGAAGAAGAUUCCCACCACCACCACGACGACUCUUCCGCCCCAAAAUCCCCACGAAAAGACGACAAUCCCAGCGAAGAAUCUGACAUCACCACGAAAUACCUCUCCGGGCGAAACUACGACGCGGAAACGCGCGGGGCCAAACUCGGCUUCGAAGCGGCCCCUUCUGCCAACCAACUCACCCUCGAACUCAAGGCCGAAGCGCUCGCGAAAGAGACCAAACUCGCGGCGGAAGAAGAGGCAAAAGUGGAUGCUCCCCUCGAUCUAUUCAAACUCCAACCCAAGAAGCCCAAYUGGGAUCUCAAGCGCGACUUGGAGAGGAAGUUGGAUGUGCUCAGUGUACGGACGGAUAAUGCCAUUGCGAGAUUGGUGCGGGAGAGGAUUGGGAAGCAGCAGGAAGCGGCGAGGGCAAAGGUCACGAAUGGUCAGAGUGCUGGUGGAGACGGCGAGGGUGAGGCUGAGGAGGUCAUGGGCAUUGAAGGCACCACACUGGUCGAGGCCGUCCAUGUCCGAGAGCGAGAAGACGAGGAAGAUGCGCGGCGAGAACGCGAAGAGGAGGCGGCUUUGCUGGAUGGGAGCUGA